This is a messenger RNA of Branchiostoma belcheri (Belcher's lancelet), 2452 nucleotides long. Its product is annotated as cadherin EGF LAG seven-pass G-type receptor 2-like. Gene Ontology annotation, cellular component: plasma membrane. Bases 77 to 2452 code for a protein of 791 amino acids. The record is from RefSeq and is a predicted model, not a curated record. Gene Ontology annotation, molecular function: calcium ion binding. Lineage: Eukaryota; Metazoa; Chordata; Leptocardii; Amphioxiformes; Branchiostomatidae. The transcript is spliced from 17 exons. Gene Ontology annotation, biological process: homophilic cell-cell adhesion.
UGCUGACGUCACCCUGGCCGUCACCAUCACUGACGUCAACGACAACAGCCCCGUGUGCUCUCCUGACGUCUAUACGAUGACGCUAGCGGAGAAUGCAGCCGCAGGUUCAAUAGUAGCCGGGCUUUUCUGCACGGACGCCGACGCUGACGCAACCAACAACGCCCUCACCUACAGUAUCACGGCCGGGAACGCGGAAGGGAAGUUCGAGGUGUCUACUGCCGGAUUUGUAACUAUAGCAACCGGACAGAGUCUGGACUACGAGACCACCACCAGUUAUCAGCUGGAGGUGUCUGUGAGUGACGUCAGCGGGACGGCGGUGACUGCUGAGGUGGCCGUCGCAGUGACGGGUGUGAAUGAAUUCCCACCGACCUUCACGUCCACUUCCUACUCGGCAAAUCUAAACGAGAACCAGGCCAUGGGGACUAUCGUGACGGCAGUUGCAGCCAUCGAUAGCGACAGCGGGGACGACGGAACUAUCAGCUACAACAUCACCUCCGGAAACGACCUGAGCCACUUCAUCCUGGACUCGAGCUCGGGCAUCAUCUCCACCGCUGCCGUCCUGGACAGGGAGACCACGGCGUCCUACACCCUGGUGGUCACGGCAGACGACGGGGGCGGUACUCUGGACACGGCGACGGUCGUCAUCACCGUGAACGAUUUGAACGACAACGGGCCGGUGUGCCCAACCUUCUACAGUGUGCUAGUGUCCGAUGACGCACUGGCAGACUCCAUCAUACAGACCGUUACCUGCACUGAUGCCGACAUCUCACCCAACAACGCCAUGUCCUACUCCAUCGUGACCGGUAACACCAACAGUGACUUCAGUAUCGACAGUACGGGCGACGUGCGCGUCGAGAACACGCUGGAUGACGCCGUGACGGAGUUCUACACGCUUGAGGUGUGGGUCACCGACGGCACGCAGUUCACCACCGUCACCUACGUCUACGUACAGGUGCAAGACGCCAGCACGACGGGCCUGACGUUCAUCCCGUCCAACACGUACAGCUUCAGCGUGGCGGAGAACUCUGCAGUCGGCACCGCCGUGGGGACCGUGUACGCAGGCGUGGCGGGCGGACAGAUCGCCUUCUCAGCCUCGCCUGUCGUCUCUACUGAAGCUCCUGUAACGUUUGAGAUCUCCACUGCUACGGAACACAACGGAGCCCAGGCGACCACCCUGUUCCAGAUCUCCAACACCAGCUCGGGAGCCAUCACGGUUCUCUUCCCGCCUGACCGUGAAACAGACGACGCUAUUCAGUUUGUGGUGAUCGCCCGCAGUGCCGGUCCGCCAGCUGUGUCAGCCGAGGCAACCAUCUUCGUGGACGUCACGGACGUGAAUGACAACGCUCCUGUCUUCGUCAACAGCUUUUACAGCGGGGAGUGCGGCACAACGAGUGACUUCGGCCAGGCCAUCGUGACGAUCUCGGCUACAGACGCGGACGAGGGGACCAGCGGGACCGUGACGUACGGAGAGUCCGCAGAGUACCCUGAACUGUUCGAGCUGGACACCUCAACAGGCAACAUCCGGCUGGUGAUCGACCAGACGUUGUCCACCGGCACGGCCUAUCUCAUGACAAUGACAGGAACAGACGGCGGUUCUCCUGCCCUGUCCUCUCAGACCCAGGUCCGGAUAGACGCCUACACCCCCUCCACAACCCUGGUGGACAUCGAGCUCGCCAUGACCGAGGACGAGUUCUGGACCAAGAAGGACGCUUUCUUAGCUGAGGUGACGACCAUCCUGCGGACCCAGUACGCCACCGCUCGGGCCGGGCUUGCUUACAUCACCCGGAAGGACGUGUCUGUUAUUACUACCACCAGGAGGAGGCUGCUCACCACGCAAGGUGAGGUGGUUGCCCGUGUGUACGGCGUGAGGAACGACAACGCGGACACCGCCGCCGGCAUCAACAACGUCAAGGAGUUCUUCACAGACGCCGAGAUGCUCAGCACCAUACAAGGUUCCGGGCUGACCAUCUCCGACUCCAUCACGGUUCAGGAUUACGAUGACGGCACCACCACCACCACCUGGAUCCAGUACCCGGCAUCCAUCGCGCUGGUCGUGCUCAGCUGCGUCUUCUUCGUGCUGCUGGUGGCGCUCGCCGUCGCCCUGGUGCUCUGGUGCAGGAGAAAGAGGAACAAGGGGAAAAUCUCCAAGAAAGACAGCGUAAAGGAGAAGCCUGAGAAACAGCAGAGGUGGUCUUCACCACUGAUCACAGCAGUCCCGGCUAACAAUGCUACAAAGCAGCCGCCGCCGAAGAGGAAGGCUGAUGUCGUGUAUAUCGACAGGACAGAGUUUGACGGGGAAGCUGUAGACGAGAAGACAGGCAGAGAGUACUACUACAACACGAAGACGGGCCAGCGGAAGUGGAAGGACGGCGGGCUGGGGAACUCCACGGCGGUGGUCCUGGCAGCAGGCAGGUUCAAAGCGCCACGCAGUACGAGCAGUAAGUAUGCGUAA